Messenger RNA from Pseudovirgaria hyperparasitica, 1060 nucleotides. RefSeq lists its product as uncharacterized. The transcript is spliced from 3 exons. Lineage: Eukaryota; Fungi; Ascomycota; Dothideomycetes; Acrospermales; Acrospermaceae. Bases 396 to 857 code for a protein of 153 amino acids. The record is from RefSeq and is a predicted model, not a curated record.
GACGGCCUCGGGUGGCCAAUCUCGGCGUGAAAAUGUCCGCCUCAACACCAACACUAGUACAUCACCAGAAUCAUCUUCGUCAGUAAUGAUGAAGGGAGCACUCUUUGCCAGACGUCGAAACAAGCAGUCUUUAGCCUCCCAGCGGAACAACACCGGGCCUAAGGUCACAUGAUGGCGCGUUGCUGUGCGGCAGCCCAUUCCAAGUUCCAGGCGCGUCCGCGGGACCGCAAGGAUGUAGUGAGGUCAUCAUCACUGCAUCGCCCACUGAAAUCCCUCACAAACAACAACACCAAACACCGACACCACCGUUUGCGCAACAAUUGAUUGAUCGGUCUUCCUGUUCAUACAGUACUUUGUAUCAACUGUAUUACAUCCGCACUUCAUAAUUGCGCAAGAUGGUCUCCUCGAAGGGAAAACCUACCGAUCCGAAGCUCCGCGAAAAGGUUAAAGAAGAGAUCAAGAACAAGCCCAACAAGGACGGCGGCGGCAAGGGCCAAUGGUCCGCAUGGAAAGCCACGCAGCUCAGCAAGGAAUACGAAAAACAAGGCGGCUCUUACGAGAACGAGUCCGGCUCCAAGAAUGAGCCGAAAAAGGGCGCCCCAGAACCCAAGCCUGAGGCCAAGAAGAAGGAUGAGACCGCCAAGACGGACGCCAACAGCUCCAAGAAGGAUGCUGGCGAGAAGAAGGCCAACAGCUCUAAGAAGGUCGACGCCCCUAAGAAGGAAACCAAGGCUAAGAGUGCACCAAAGAAGAAAGCGGAACCUAGAGAGGGCACAAGGAAGAGUGCACGGCAAAGUGAGAAGAGGGGUGCGGAGGACGAGGCAGAUGGUGGGGAGAAUAAGAAGAGUAAGAAAUAGAUAUAUGGGGACUAGGCACGGUCGGGGGCUUUGGAGUUUGUGGAGCGUUGGCUAGGGCUUUAGAUACCCGGAUAGGUGCACUAGGAUUAAUACCAUAGGAUAUGUAAUUAUUGGAUGGGUGUUAAUUAGCGGGCACGAUGUUCAUAGAAAGCGUGUGCUCGUUUUGUGCAGUCAUGAUAGCAUUUUAAAUUCCUAUAAGCCAA